Molecule: messenger RNA, 3076 nt
Organism: Pelodiscus sinensis (Chinese soft-shelled turtle)
Lineage: Eukaryota; Metazoa; Chordata; Testudines; Trionychidae
Source: RefSeq, a predicted model, not a curated record
CCCCAGCUGCUGUGGCGGGAGGAGCUGGAGCCCUGCGGCACGCCCUGCGAGGGGCUCUUCAUCUCCGUGGCCUUCAAACUCCUCAUCCUCCUGCUGGGCAGCUGGGCCCUCUUCUUCCGCCGCCCCAAGGCCUCCUUGCCCCGCGUCUUCGUCCUGCGGGCUCUGCUCAUGGUGCUCGUCUUCCUGCUCGUCGUCUCCUACUGGCUCUUCUACGGCGUGCGCAUCCUGGACUCCCGCGACCGCAACUACCAGGGCGUGGUGCAGUAUGCCGUCUCCCUGGUGGACGCCCUGCUCUUCGUCCACUCCUACAACGUGGGCCACCUCAGUAUCCAGCGUGUGGCCGUGUGGAUCCUGGAGAACUAUUACCACGAUUUCCCCGUCUACAACCCCGCCCUCCUCAACCUGCCAAAAUCCGUCCUGUCCAAGAAAAUGUCCGGGUUCAAGGUGUACUCCCUCGGCGAGGAAAACACGACCAACAACUCCACGGGCCAGUCCCGGGCGGUGAUCGCCGCGGCCGCCCGGCGGCGCGACAACAGCCACAACGAGUACUACUACGAGGAGGCGGAGCACGAGCGCCGGGUGCGGAAGCGCCGGGCCAGGCUGGUGGUGGCAGUGGAGGAGGCCUUCACCCACAUCAAGCGGCUGCAGGAGGAGGACCAGAAGAACCCGCGGGAGAUCAUGGACCCCCGGGAAGCGGCCCAGGCCAUCUUCGCAUCCAUGGCCCGCUCCCUCCAGGUUCCUUGGCCCCUCGACCAUGGGCGCACCACCAAGCAGCAGCCCUACCACACCAUGGAGAGCAUCCUGCAGCACCUCGAGUUCUGCAUCACCCACGACAUGACCCCCAAGGCCUUCCCCGAGAGGUACGUGAGCGCGGGCCCCACCAUCCAGUACCACAAGGACCGCUGGCUGGGCAAGCAGUGGGCGGUGGUCGGGCCGGUGACCAACGGCCUGAAGGACGGGGUCGUCUUCGUCCUCAAGCGCCAGGAUUUCAGCCUGGUGGUGAGCAUCAAGAAGAUCCCCUUCUUCAAGCUCUCGGAGGAGUUUGUGGACCCUAAGUCACAUAAGUUCGUCAUGAGGCUGCAGUCAGAGACCUCGGUGUGAACUGCGCUGGGGCGGGUAGGUCACGGGCUGGCGCGCCCGAGGAGAAGCAGGUGAUACCCAGGACUCUCCCUUUGUCGACCGGCGCGCGGAGAGACCAGCACGCAGGGAGAGCUGGAGCAAGCCUCCUAGAGCCAGUGUGCUGUCCUGGGACUCCUCCCCCCCGUCUCUGCUUGCCCCCUUGGCAGGGGGCAGAACCUCUUCCCUUCCCGUCUCUGCUGUCUCCAAAACCCAGAUUCUCGUAGCAACCUCCCGGGAGGCAGGUAGCGCGGAGGACAGCCUCUCGGCAGGACAAGAUCCCUCGUUUGGCGCCAAACUCAAGGGCUACUUUUGUUCCUCCCUUCCCCAGCGGCGUCUCCAAUGCGGCUGGGUCCGAGGAACCGUCUCCGCUUCCUUUUUGUAAAAUUGCUGUCUGGACUCUGGCUGUUUCCACAACGUCCCCCGCUGCUCGGGGGUUGUUUUCUAACCCACUGACGCGAGGGUUUUGGAGCGUCUGCAGCGUCUCUCCAGUAUUGUGGCUGCUACGGAAACCUCCCCCUGCCGGCCGGCCGCGACAAACCAGCCGUGCCGACCGGCCUGGGAACCUCCCCCUCAGCUCUUCUCGGGGGUUCUCCAGACCCGGUUUUUUAACGAUGACGAGCUGACUAGUUUGUAAGAAAAGAGACUUUUUAGCAAUGGGGAGGGGCUGUGGGCUGGUCUCGGGGCUUUGUAAUGGACCCGGCGUGUUCUGUAAAUAGCGACAAACCGGCCCAGUUCCUCCUUUGCACCAAGGGCAUCGUCCCGCCACUCAGCAGCGUAAGGGGCCUUGCAGCGGGUGUCAGGUUGGGUUCCGCUGCCAGGCUGGCAUAAAGGGCCUUUUGUGUCCCGGAGAAUCAUUCCCCCGCGUUCCCCUCUCCCCACGAUAACGCUGGUGAAUGUGCUGAAUUGCAGGAUUUGAGCACAAUGACUCAUCCUCCUUGUGCUGAUUCCUGUGGCUUUCGGUUCAACCAAUGGAUCUAUCGGGAAAAUGGCCCCAAAUCUCUCUCCUGCCCAAGGAAUCGUCCCCUGCCUCGGGCCAGGAAAGCAGCUGUCACUCCCUUUUGUUAAAAAGCCCAGUGACAGGUUGUGACCAGUGUUCCCUGUAAGCUGGGUGCUUGGGUGGCCACCCAGGAGAGAUUCAGGUGCUGCCUUGCUAAUUAGCAGAGCGCCCACAGCUGGCAGCAUGAGUUUCUGCUGGGGGUGCACAUCUGUUCAUGCCUCAGUGCGCAGAACAAAAUUUAUUUCACACACAGAAGGAAAAAAUUACAGGGAACAUUGGUCGUAAUUCAGCAAGGUACGUUUUCCUCUCUGUUUACAUUUACGUUUCUAUCACCCUGGCAUCUGGGCAGUUCCCAGGGCAGUAGGGAAAUAGGGCAUCGCUGUUGUCCCAUUCUGCAGCACAGCCUGGCUAAGCAAAGUGACUUGUCCAGGAACUCUGUGGCGGAGAAGGGACGUGAAGCCAGAUCUCAUUGGCCCCAUCCUUCCUUGGCUGGACGGUAGCGUAGGGAAUUGUAAUGGAGCGCUGCUGACUUACGCCCGCUCGAUUCCGGCUCAUUGAUUUAGAUGGACCGGCUCUUUGCCGGAAGUCAGGCGUGUGCUUCAGCUGCCUUGCUGGUCCAAGGCGCCGGGGGGAGGGAGGGGCAGCCCCUGCAGCGUGCUCCCGUAUCGGCCGCCGUUGUGGAUGCCAACUAGUAGUUUCUUCCAUGACCCCUGGCGUGGCAAGUGCAGCUGCUGAGGCCGGAGCUGGGUUCUGUGCUGCCUCCCGCGCUGUCCACAGGACCAGGGCCUCGGCGCCCCCAGUACCAGUGGAAAGGCUCCGCCUCCGGAUCGGACGGUGAUUUGCAUCCCUUUGUACUGGGACCCAGGGUGCUGGAGAGUCGGGUCCCCAGAGAGGGACACAAAGGCAGCGGCGAAGGGCUUUGUUACAAGCUGAGCAGGUGGCUCCAGAGCCGAGCCCCCC